AAAGCCUCUGGUCUUAUAAUGCUACGCAGAGGGCUACUAUGACAGUCUGUGUCACUGAAUGACGGCCUCUUCCCAAAAUACAAGUUAAAGCCCAGGUGACAACUUCUAGGCUGUAGGGAAAAUCCACACCAAGACAGCCUCUAUUCUGCAAGGCAAGGGUUCCACUCUAUCCAGGAGCCCAGCCAGGAAAGCUUUUGUAGCCUACCAUCUAAUAUUUACCAGCCACCUAUCCAAAGCCAGUUGUCACCAACAAAAACCCAGGACAGUCGUGAAACCUCUCCUAUGAGUGUCUGUAAUUUCCCAUCUGUUUCCUCUAUGUACCAACCAACCAUGUUUAACUACGAACGGCCAAAACACUUUAUCCAGGCUAAGAAUAUGUGUCAAGGGCAACAGCAGCCUCCAGGACCCGCAGCUUCUACAGAGUCAAGCAGACCAAUCAAACAGUCCUCCAUCCUAAUACAACCUCGUAACCCUAGUGGGCAGAAAUUUUCUUCCUCUUCAUCGCUGAGCUCUUCAAUCACGCUCUCCUCGCCUUCCUGUAGUGCCCCCAAGGAAUCCACAUAUCCCGUCACACCUGCAUCUGCGCAGUCUCCUGCUAGCUCAUCAUCUGGGCACCGGCUUAUAUCCAUGCCUAACCAACCCCCUGCAGCAUUCCUGUGCUCAGUGUUACCCUCGCAGCCUGAAUAUAACAGCCAAGCUCCUUCUCCUAUGGAUCCUCAUUACUCAAAACCGAUGUAUAACAAACAAGCCAGCAUCAAGUCUAUGCAGAAGACAUCAGACUACGAGCUUCGAGGAACAAAAGAGGCCCUCAUUCAGGACCUGGAAAGGAAACUUCGAUGCAAAGACAACCUUCUCCAGAAUGGUAACCAGCGGUUAACUUAUGAAGAAAGAAUGGCUCGCAGGCUACUUGGACCAGAAAAUGCUGCAUCUGUGUUUGAAGCACAGAGUGAAGAAAGUGCGCAGAAUGCACAGCACCAGAAUGCAGAAAACAUCAGGUUGCAGGUUCCUACAACACACGUAAGGAGCAGACCAUCAUCAAGAGGAGAUGAACAUGGACAUGACGCAAUCCAGGAAAAAUUUUUUCAGCCACGUUUUACACAAGUGCCUGAAGAUGUAAUUAUUGAGGAGGGGCGAUUCUGCAGACUCGACUUCAAAGUUAGUGGGCUGCCAACUCCAGAUGUGAUGUGGUAUCUGAAUGGAAGGAUGGUUCAUCAAGAUCAGUUCCAUAAAAUGAUUGUGUCAGAAAAAGGAUUCCACUCAUUUAUUUUUGAAGCAGUCAAAUCAUCUGAUGCAGGGACAUAUGAAUGUGUGGCUGUCAACCGUGCAGGGGAAGCUUCUUUCACAGUAAAAGUGGAAGUAAUUGCAAAAGAACAUCAUACUCCUCCAACUUUCAUCUUCAAACCACAAAGCAAAAAAGUUUUUGAAGGAGAUACAGCCAGACUCGAAUGCCAGAUCUCUGCUAUCCCAACACCUCGGAUUUACUGGAAAAGAAACAAUGAAAUGGUACAAUAUAAUACAGACCGAAUAAGCUUGUUGCAUGACAAUACUGGAAGGAUUUGCCUCCUGAUUCAUAAUGCAAACAAGCAAGACGCUGGUUGGUAUACAGUAUCUGCUGUUAAUGGAGCAGGUGUGGCCACAUGCCAUGCCAGACUGGAGGUUGCAACGCAUGCAAAAAAGCCAGUUCCAGCCCCUAAGCAGUUACGUGUUCGACCAACUUUCAGCAAGUAUUUGGCACUCAAUGGUAGAGGACUGGAUGUGAAACAAGCUUUCUCACCAGAAGGAGAGUUUCAACGUUUGGCUGAGCAGUCUGGACUGUAUGAAAGUGAUGAACUUUAACUGGAAAUGAAGAAAGAAAAUUCACUUGCACCUAUAAGAGACACUUAAAACAUAGAUGCAGUUAAAUGGUGAUUGCUCUAACUAGCAAAAUACCUAUCUAUAUAUUUUUACUUUGACUCUUGCACAUUCUGCUGUUCCAAUUUUACCACGUUAGAUUUUAUUUAUAUGGGGUGGUGAAUGUAACCAUUUACUGAGUAUUAUAUUUUAACCAUACAGCCCAAGAAAGCAGGGCAAUUAGUUUUUACAAGUGUAGGUGGUUUUAGUUACACCUGUGCUUGAUUACAUGCUAAAGUAGAUGAUUGGUUUGUACUGCUUCUCUAAUAUCACUCUUGAUAAUAUCAGAACUCUGUGCUGCCUGAAUACUAUAAACCAAAUAGAUUAGAGUGUUUUUAUGAGAAUUUGUCAAAGACAAAUAAAAUUUUAAGU
Molecule: messenger RNA, 2262 nt
Organism: Rhea pennata
Lineage: Eukaryota; Metazoa; Chordata; Aves; Rheiformes; Rheidae
Gene: MYOT
Product: myotilin
Exons: 10
Coding region: 283-1836 (517 amino acids)
Biological process (GO): dendrite self-avoidance; homophilic cell-cell adhesion; axon guidance
Cellular component (GO): plasma membrane; axon
Molecular function (GO): cell-cell adhesion mediator activity
Source: RefSeq, a predicted model, not a curated record